This is a messenger RNA of Scleropages formosus (Asian bonytongue), 2838 nucleotides long. RefSeq names its product RAS protein activator like 1 (gene rasal1a). Gene Ontology annotation, biological process: negative regulation of Ras protein signal transduction; intracellular signal transduction; cellular response to calcium ion. The record is from RefSeq and is a predicted model, not a curated record. NCBI's taxonomy places the organism in Eukaryota, Metazoa, Chordata, Actinopteri, Osteoglossiformes, Osteoglossidae. The coding region runs from base 1 to 2535 and encodes 844 amino acids. The transcript has 22 exons. Gene Ontology annotation, molecular function: GTPase activator activity.
AUGGCCAAAAACACGUCUCUCUAUUUUCGCAUCGUGGAGGGAAGGAAUCUGCCCGCGAAGGACGUGUCCGGCACCAGUGACCCCUACUGCAUCGUGAAAGUGGACAACGAGGUCGUGGCCAGGACGGCCACGGUGUGGAAGAAUCUCAACCCGUUCUGGGGGGAGGAGUUCACCCUGCACUUGCCCAUGGGCUUCCACACGCUCUCCUUUUAUGUCAUGGAUGAGGACACCAUCAGCCACGACGACGUCAUUGGCAAGAUCUCGCUGAGCAAAGAAGCCAUAGCGUCGCAGUCCAAAGGGCUGGACAGCUGGCUCAACCUGAGGCGUGUGGACCCUGACGAGGAGGUUCAGGGGGAAAUCCACCUGGAGCUGGAGCUGCAGAGAGACCCCCUGCGGACGACCCUGCGCUGCCAUGUCAUCGAGGCCAGAGAUCUGGCCCCUCGGGACAUUUCCGGCACAUCCGACCCGUUUGCCAGGGUUAUUUUCAACAGCCGCAGCGCAGAGACGUCGAUCAUCAAGAGGACGCGUUUCCCACACUGGGACGAGCUGCUGGAGAUGGAGCUGGAGCAGGGAGAGGUCACCGAGGACGCCAGCCUGACCCUGGAGGUCUGGGACUGGGACAUGGUGGGCAGGAACGACUUCCUGGGAAAGGUGGAGAUCCCCCUGCGUCGCCUGUGGAAGACCCCCGUGCCGCAGGGCUGGUUUCGUCUGAUGCCCAUGGGAACCACGGAGGAGGACGCAGGGGGGAAGCUGGGAGCCCUGCGGCUGAAGGUUCGACUGGUGGAGGAACGCAUCCUGCCCUCCGCGUGCUACCAGCCCCUCAUCGACCUGCUGGCGGAGUCCGUCAUCUCCCCUGCGGAGGAGGACGACGUGAGCCCCCUGACCUUGCUGGAGGACGUCACCACGGCGGAGAGCCGCCAGGAUGUGGCCAUGACGCUGGUGAAGAUCUACCUGGGCCAGGGGCUCGUCGUUCCCUUCCUGGACUACCUCAACACCCGGGAGGUCAACCGUACCUCGGACCCCAACACUCUCUUCCGCUCCAACUCUCUGGCCUCCAAGGCGAUGGAACAGUUCAUGAAGGCGGUCGGGAUGCUCUACCUGCACGAGGUGCUGAAGCCCAUCGUCAACCGCAUCUUCGAGGAGAAGAAAUACAUCGAACUGGACCCGAGCAAAAUCGAACUGAACCGGACCAGGCGCAUCUCCUUCAAGGGCGUAGCGUCAGAGUCGGAGGUUCGAGACACCAGCGUGGAGCUGCUGCAGGAAUACCUGACGUGCAUCGUGGACUCCAUCGUGGGCUCCCUGGCGCGGUGCCCCCCCGUCAUGAGGGUCGCGUUCAAACACCUGCACAGGAGGGUGGAGGAGCAGUUCCCUGAGCCUGAGAACGAGGAUGUCAAGUACUUGGCCAUCAGCGGCUUCUUCUUCCUGCGCUUCUUUGCUCCGGCCGUCCUGACGCCCAAACUCUUCCACCUGAGGGACCAACACGCCGACACGCAGACCGGCCGUACGCUGCUGCUGCUGGCAAAGGCGGUGCAGAGCGUGGGCAACCUGGGCCUUCAGCUGGGCCACGGGAAGGAGCAGUGGAUGGCGCCUCUGCACCCACUCAUCCUGCGCAGCGUCACCGCGGUCAAGGACUUCCUGGACAAACUCAUUGACAUCGACCAAGACAACGCAGGGAUCACCGCGCGUGCCGUCUUCCUGCCCUCGGUGACGCUGAAGGAGGGCUUCCUGCACAAGCGCAAGGCGGACAGCCCCCAGCUGCUCACGCGCUUCGCCUUCAAGAAGCGCUACUUCUGGCUGAGCAGCGAGAGCCUGUCCUACGCCAAGAGCCCCGACUGGCAGGUGCGCUGCUCGAUCCCUGUGCAGCGAGUGUGUGCCGUGGAGCGAGUGGACGAGACGGCCUUCCAGUUGCAGCACGUGAUGCAGGUGGUGACGCAGGAGGGCGACGGACAGACACACAUCAUGUACCUCCAGUGUAAGAACGUGAAUGAGCUGAACCAGUGGCUGUCGGCGAUCCGGAAGGCGAGCAUCGACAACGCGGCCAUGCUGUCCUCCUUCCACCCGGGGGCGCACCGCAGCGGCAGGUGGACCUGCUGCCAGCAGACUGACCGCACAGCUCAGGGCUGCAGCCGCACACACUCAGCAGUGACCCUGGGUGACUGGAGCGAUCCCCUGGACCCCGAUGCGGAAGCACAGACCAUCUACAAGCAGCUGCUCCACGGGAGGGACGAACUCAGCGUACCCAUGUUUACCGUGCCCUGUGCACCCACCCCGACCCCCAACCCCCCCAACCCCCGGCUGUGCGGCAAUAGGAGCCAGAACCAGGACUCCUUGGAAGCGGAGGCGGCCGUCGCCGGGAAGAGAUCGAGUUCCGCUCUGUCCUCAGAGGGCGCCGAGAGCAGUCAGCACUUGCGUGCCGAGCGGAGGUGGGAGGUGGUGUCUCGCCUGCUGGCUGUGGUGCAGGACCUGGAGCAAACUCACCUGGCCUUCCAGCGCAGGGAGACGGAGGACGCUGCCAAUCACAUCCUGCCCCCCUAGAUGGGCGGGACGAGGGGCGCCGUUCGGGAGGGGUAGCUUCCCCGCCUCCGCCGCUUGCUGCCCCCACCGCCAAGGUCCAUGCAUCGGGCUCUUGUUCUCGCCGCUGUGUCUGAGAAGCGUCUCCAGGCCUCCUGCUUUUCUUCAGAGGCGCCUCCCGAACAGAAGGGGGCGCUAAGAGAGUUUUCGUGCUGCAGAACUUUUGCGUAGAACCCGGGACCUUCCGGCUGGCGCCUGGAUGUCCGGGCGGGACCCGCAAGGCACCACCAGUCUGGGGAUCCGCUCGGGGCGGCACCGCAGCACCAG